Molecule: messenger RNA, 815 nt
Organism: Thecamonas trahens ATCC 50062
Lineage: Eukaryota; Apusomonadida; Apusomonadidae
Product: UDP-3-O-[3-hydroxymyristoyl] glucosamine N-acyltransferase
Exons: 1
Coding region: 42-797 (251 amino acids)
Biological process (GO): lipid A biosynthetic process
Source: RefSeq, a predicted model, not a curated record
GGGAGUGGCGCAGCGUGUGUUGUUAGAGACGGGGUGUGGUAAUGCUAGCUCGGUUGGGAGUUUGGCGAGCUGUCCGUAUUGGCGUGAGGCGGAGGAUGGUGGCGGCGGGUGCGGUCGGCGCGCGGGCGAUGGCGGCGGCGGCGUGGAUAGAUGAGACGGCGGUAGUCGGCGCUGGGGUUCAGGUGCAUCCGUCUGCGGUCAUCGGGCCGGGAGUCGUGGUGGGAGAUGGUGCAGUGAUCGGGCCUGGAGUGGUGAUCGAAAACGCGACUCUCGGCGAGCGGGUGAUGGUCGAAGCCGGGACAGUGAUCGGAGCGCGCGGGUUUGGGUAUCUUCCGCGGGUGGAGGGGGUGGAGGGCGAGGGCGAUGCGUGGACGGUGUACAAGCCACAAGAGCUGAGCGUAGUGGUCGGCGAUGAUGUGCAUCUCGGCGCCAAUGUGACGGUCGACCGCGGGUCGUGGCGCGAGACCGAGAUCAGGAGCGGGAGCAAGCUUGACAACGGCGUGCACGUGGGGCACAACGUGGUGAUCGGCGAGGGGACGCUCAUUGCGGCGCAGAGUGGCAUUGCUGGCUCGUGCACGAUCGGGCGGGAAGUGCUGUUGGGCGGACAAGUCGGAAUAGCACAGCAUCUGGUGGUGGCCGAUGGGGUGAGGGUGGCGGGCAAGUCAGGGGUGCUGAGCGACUUGUUGGAGGCUGGCGCGGCGUACGGCGGGUACCCGGCAGUGCGGAUCCGCGAGUUCCACCGGAUGCAUGCGAUGGCUAAGCGGGGAGUGGAGCGGACAGGCGGAGGGAGCGAGUAACAUGAUUUCAUGCGGUGG